Molecule: messenger RNA, 2410 nt
Organism: Pistacia vera
Lineage: Eukaryota; Viridiplantae; Streptophyta; Magnoliopsida; Sapindales; Anacardiaceae
Product: patatin-like protein 6
Exons: 3
Coding region: 437-1834 (465 amino acids)
Biological process (GO): lipid metabolic process
Source: RefSeq, a predicted model, not a curated record
GUUAUAUAGAAACAGACAUCCUCUGGCAAAACUACUGAGUUCUUUGCCUCCUUUCUGUGGUUCUUUUUUUUGGAUUCUUUUGAAGGUUUGUUUUUUACUGCAGGGUUUGGUUUGUUUUGAUGAAUAAUAUAGGUCGUUUUGGCGUGCUCUUCUAAAAGGAAGGUUUGUUUCAGCAAAAGAUAAGCAGAAAAAAAAGAAAAAGACUACUUGUGUGUUAAAACAAGUGUUUUUCGCUUCUUUUCUUGUAUAUAAUCUUUCGCUUUUUAUUGCUUCAACUCAACUGAAUCCCCUGAGCCUCUAGUUUCUCAAAUGGAUGGACAACUCUCUGUUCUUGAAUUUGUAUUGUUGGAAAUGAGCCUGUAAUUUUGUAUGAAAAAGAAAUCAGAGAAGGAGGUGGUUUUUUAUCGAUAAAAGUUGCAGAGAAAUAUCUUGAGAAAUGGCUAGUAAUCCAUCAUCAGAAAUGCAAGAACCGAGCAUCGAUACGGAUAAGUUGAGCUACGAGAUAUUUUCAAUCUUGGAAAGCAAGUUUCUGUUUGGUUACGACGAUCAAAAGCUUUGGAUUCCCAAACAGAUCUCUCCGGCGCCGUUGGAAGCCAAAACCGAGAGCUUAAACGCGCAACAAAGUUCUGAAUUAAACGGCGUGUCUUCUAUCAAGAACCAGCGAGGCAAAAUUUGUAUACUCAGCAUUGACGGCGGCGGCAUGCGUGGCAUUCUUCCCGGUAAAGCUUUAGCUUAUCUUGAACACGCGCUCAAGUCCAAGUCCGGCAAUCCAAACGCCCGAAUCGCCGAUUAUUUCGACGUUGCGGCCGGUACCGGAGUCGGCGGUAUCUUCACGACCAUGCUUUUCGCCACCAACGACAACAGUCGCCCGAUUUUUAAAGCUGAAGACACGUGGCACUUUCUUGCCAACCAGGGCAAGAGAAUUUACCGGUCAUCCUCUGAUUCUAAUUCAGGAAAUUUUAUCAAACGAAUUUUUAAAAACGGUUCAAGUUCCGCUUCAGCUUCCGCCGGUUUGGAGAAAGCCAUGAAAGAGAUGUUCGCUGAUAGCGGCCGUAACUUAACUCUGAGGGAUACGUUGAAACCGGUUCUCAUCCCGUGUUAUGAUCUUUCCAGUACGGCGCCAUUUUUAUUUUCCAGAGCGGACGCGCUUGAAACUGAGAGUUUUGAUUUCAGACUCUGGGAAGUAUGUCGCGCCACGUCGGCUGAACCGGGCUUAUUCGAACCGGUUUUAAUGAGGUCCGUUGAUGGCCAGACGAGGUGUGUUGCGGUUGACGGCGGUCUAGCCAUGAGCAACCCAACGGCGGCGGCGAUCACGCACGUCUUACACAACAAACAAGAGUUUCCAUUUGUGCGAGGCGUUGAGGAUUUGCUGGUGUUAUCGUUGGGAACGGGUCAGCUACUUGAGGUUAGUUACGAGUACGACCAGGUCAAGAAUUGGAAAGUCAAAGAUUGGGCUCGACCCAUGGCUCGAAUUUCUGGUGACGGCUCCGCGGACUCGGUGGACCAGGCUGUGGCCAUGGCGUUUGGUCAGUGUACAAGCAGUAGUAAUUAUGUCCGUAUCCAGGCAAAUGGGUCCAGUGUGGCCCCGUGCGGACCUAAUGUUGAUACAGACCCUAGUCCCAGCAAUGUAAAGAUGCUGGUGGGAAUAGCAGAGGAAAUGCUGAAGCAGAAAAACGUUGAAUCAGUGCUGUUUGGAGGUAAAAGGAUUGCUGAGCAAAGCAAUUUCGAGAAACUCGAUUGGUUCGCCAAUGAACUUGUGCUUGAGCAUCAGAGGAGGAGUUGCAGAAUAGCUCCCACUGUUGCUUUCAAGCAAGCCACUCCCAAACCCACCUAGACUUUAUUGCAAAAGGGUAAAAAAAAAAAAAGAUGUCAAAAAAAAAAAAAAAGAGAGAAAGAAAUGAAGAAGAAAAUAGCAGGCUUUUACUAUUGAAAGAGAUGAUAGACAAAGAAGAGUUCCAAAACCUGAGUGAAAAGGACUAGUAGUAAUGUAAAAAGGGUGGAAGAUCUCAGUGGGAUACUUUGCCUACCAUAGGACAAGCGUGGUGGUGUCCACUCCACCUUUUGACAAUGGCAAGAAAACAAGAAACAAAAGCAAAGUUUUUUAAGCUAAUCAAUCAGCUUUUUGAAGGUCAAACAAACACCCAGGUGUGACUCUUAUCAUUUCACUUCAACAAUGAAUUAUUUUUAGGGUGGUGGGAAAUAAUUAAAUUAAACUGUUUCUAUUACUUCCCAUUCCCUACCUUUUUUAUUUAUCUUUUUUUUUCUUUCCUAAUUUAGUCUUCUGUUUCUUCAUGUGGAUGGUGAAAAAAAUAUAUAGUCAAAAGUUGUUUGGAAGAAGGGUUCCUUUUGUUCCCUUGAAUUUAGAAAAUGUAGUAGUAAUUUAUGCAAACUGACCAGUAUUGGAGAUUGA